This is a messenger RNA of Myotis myotis, 667 nucleotides long. It is a transcript of the gene STPG4, whose product is annotated as sperm-tail PG-rich repeat containing 4. Gene Ontology annotation, cellular component: germinal vesicle; female pronucleus; male pronucleus. The transcript is spliced from 6 exons. Gene Ontology annotation, molecular function: chromatin binding; histone binding. NCBI's taxonomy places the organism in Eukaryota, Metazoa, Chordata, Mammalia, Chiroptera, Vespertilionidae. Gene Ontology annotation, biological process: epigenetic programing of male pronucleus. The record is from RefSeq and is a predicted model, not a curated record. The annotation marks the transcript as partial.
CCAAUCCGGAAGCGAUCAUCUUUUGAAAGAGAAGGAUGGUGGAGAGUAGCGUUAACAAAUACUCCUAUCCCUGGCACUUACCACUUGAAAACGUUUAUUGAAGAAUCCCUAUUAAAUCCAGUGGCAGCAACUUACAAUUUUAAAAAUGAAGGAAGGAAAAAACCACCUCUUGUGCAAAGAAACAAUCCAGUAGUAACGGACCUUCCCCCGUACAUGCCUCCCGGCUUCUUGGACUUGUUGAAGAAGCAAGCAGCCACUUACUCAUUUAAAGACCAACCGAGGUCAAGCCCCAGCUCCUUGGUUUACAAAGAUCAGUCAGUUAAGCUUUCACCAGGACAAUACAAUGUACUUCCUCCACCAGUUCCCAAGUAUCCUUCCAGGAGCUUCGUAUUUCGUUCUACAGUUCAAAGAUUUCCAUCAGCCUAUUUCAUUCCUCAUGAAGGCCCAGGACCAGGGCAUUAUGACUUGAAAAUACCUUCAGCAAGUUCCGUCACUUCUUGUUUUCGAUCCAAAGUACCUCGAUUCUUGCCUGCUUGUUCAAAAACCCCGGGCCCAGGAACAUACACAUCUUCAGCACAAUACCCCAAGCAGCCCCGGAGCAUCGCCAGAAUGGGGCGAGAACACAGUCUUUUCUUCAACAACACAAUUGGCUUUUAAAAUAAAGCCA